AUGCCCAUCGUCAAGCUCGAAGAUGUCGCUCGUAAAACAUUCAAUUACAUUGUGAUAGGAGGCGGGACCGCCGGAUUAACUGUCGCUGCUCGUCUCUCAGAAGAGCCUUCCAAUAGCGUUCUUUUUUUGAAGACACUCGGUAACCCACAGUACGAUUGGGCCUUCCCAGUACUCGAUCAGAAACACGCUAACAACUCUAAGCACAUAUGGUCAAGAGGAAAGGGUUUAGGUGGAAGCUCUGCGAUGAACUUCUAUGCCUGGAUCAAACCACCGGCGGCAGACAUGGACGCCAUUGAGCAACUUGGUAACCCUGGAUGGAACUGGUCUGAAUUCGAGAAAUAUUCCAAGAGGUCUGAAACCUUCCUUCCUGCUUCAAAGGAACAGAUUGAGGUGUAUCACUAUCCCGACAAUUCUAUCACUGAACAUCGAGGAACAUCUGGCCCCAUUCAAGUUGCCAUUCCUCAUGGAGCACAUACUUUGGAUAAGCUCUUCCAAGAAACAAUGAUCAACAAAGGAUUUAAAGAUGUUAAAGAUCCGUACAGCGGUGAUAUUAAUGGAACAUGGAUAGCAUCGUCGAGCAUCGACCCAAAAACUUGGACUCGAUCUUUUGCCGCGACUGCAUACCUCGUUCCAAACCUUGACAGGGAGAACCUCUCUAUCCUCACCGGCGCCUAUGUUUCUAAAAUCCUAUUCGACGGGGUUAAAUCAAAUGAGAAACUCAAAAGCAGCGGUGUUCAGUUCAUCUAUCAAGGCGAAACACAUGUAGUACAUACAGAUCGAGAAGUGAUAUUGAGCGCUGGAGCAAUCAAAUCACCACACGUUCUAGAGUUGUCUGGAAUUGGAAACCCUAAGAUAUUGGAAAAAGUGGGUAUAAAUGUCAAUAUUGACCUUCCCGGAGUAGGAGAAAAUGUUCAAGAACACUACGGAUGCUCUGUUACCUAUGAGUUAAAUCCUGACGUUUCCCAUGAAACUAUCGAUCGCUUCAGGGAGCCAGGGUAUGCCGAAAAAGCAAAGGAACUUCACACUCUCGGACAAGGAAUCCAUCGCACUGGGCUGACUUCGUUUGCAUAUUUUCCACUCGUGGAUAUCAAUGCUGACGAAGCUGCAACCGUGAUAAAAGGUGCCGAAGAAGAGGUGAAAGAUCUUGUGAAUGGUGGUACUCUGCGACCUGGUGUAGAAGAACAGCUCAAAUUACAGCUAUCUAUUCUUCGGGAUAACAAUGUACCUGAUUUGACCCCUGAACCAAAUACACGAUACGCGACUGUGACUGCAAUUUUAAACCACCCCAUCUCUCGGGGUACUAUCCACACAGAAAGCGUCGAUCCGCUAGCCUACCCGAUCAUUGAUCCACACUACCUUGAGAGCAAUACUGACCUUGAGGUCCUUGUCCAGCACAUUAAAUUUAUCAAAAGUCUAGCCAAUACCGAGCCUUGGAAAUCUGGUAUUAUCCGCGAAGUAUACCCAGGGCCAAACUAUAGUUCUGAUCGGGAUAUACGAGAGUAUGUGAAAGAGCAUGUAUUGACCAUUUGGCAUACAAUUGGUGGCUGCUCUAUGCUUCCGAGAAGCAAGUCGGGUGUGGUUGAUGCUAAUCUUAAGGUCUACGGAACGACAAAUCUUCGCGUUGUAGAUUUAUCAGUCAUUCCCCUUCACAUUGCCGCACAUACGCAAGCAACAGCAUACUUCCUCGGAGAAAAAGCUGCGAGUAUCAUCAAAGGGGAGUGA
This is a messenger RNA of Psilocybe cubensis, 1722 nucleotides long. RefSeq lists its product as uncharacterized. The transcript is spliced from 18 exons. Lineage: Eukaryota; Fungi; Basidiomycota; Agaricomycetes; Agaricales; Agrocybaceae. Gene Ontology annotation, molecular function: oxidoreductase activity, acting on CH-OH group of donors; flavin adenine dinucleotide binding. The record is from RefSeq and is a predicted model, not a curated record. Bases 1 to 1722 code for a protein of 573 amino acids.